GAGCAGGAAAUCUUCAAGAUUGGACGAGAUCCGGAUGCCAAUACUUUCUCUAUUCAAACCGAUUCGGAGAACCUUGUGUCACGAAAUCACUGUGAAAUAUAUGUCAUUGUCUAUGAACCAUCAGUCAACCACGUCUAUGUGCGAGAUCGCAAGUCUGUCAACGGGACGUUUGUCAACGGCCAGAUGAUUGGCGUUGGCCCCCAGAUAUCUUCUGGGUAUCUCUUACAAGAUGGCGAUUCCAUUGAAAUUCGACCCCAUUGGAAGUUCAUAUUUCGCCAACCUCGAACGCCUCCACCUCGGCCCCUAACGGCCAUUCAGAAAGACGAAUGCCAAGUUUUUAAAAACGAGUAUCUCAUAACCCCACGAUGCCUGGGCAGUGGUGCGGAGGGAGCUGUCUAUUUGGCCACUGAAUCAAAGACCAAGAGACAGCUUGUCUGCAAAGUGGUCAAUCUGGGUAGGCAGGAUGGCAAGAUGCCUCGAGAGGAGCUCUACCGGAAGCUUCAAGAGAUUGAUGUUCUCCGACAGCUCAAGCAUCCCAACAUCUUGCCCUACACCGACGCCGUUAUUUCUCCACACUCUCUGUACAUCUUUACUGCGCUUGCGUCUGGCGGCGAUCUUGUCUCCUUCAUCAAUCGCCAUGAAUCUAUUCAGGAGAUUGACUGUCGAAUUAUUCUCCGGCAGGUGGUACGUGGCCUCGCCUAUCUUCACAGAAAGGGCAUCAUCCACAGAGACUUGAAACCGGAGAAUAUUCUGCUAGCAUAUUCCCCAAAGAUAGCCUACCAUCGAAUUAUGCUGUCGGAUUUUGGUGCUUGCGCUGUUCCUCGCCGAAGCCGAAUGAUGACAGAUAUUGGCACAUUUGAAUACAAAGCUCCAGAAGUUUUUUCAACUGGAGAGGCUCAAACCACCGCUGUUGAUAUGUGGUCGCUUGGCCUCGUCACACUGCGAUUGCUGACCUUUGAUGUGGAGAGUUUCGGAAAUCUGACUCGCAUGGAUCAACAAUCCCUUGAACCAAUGGUGAAGGACAUGAUUAAAGGAUCAUCGCCAAAACGCUCCUCGAAUAGCCAGAGAUUUGCCUUGGCAUGUCUUCAGCUAACACCAAUAAAUCGAAUAACUGCUGCCGAGGCAGAGUGCCACGAUUGGUUUUGUACACCGCAAAAACAUUUUGAAUUCUUCCUACAACUUGAUAGACGGUGCCUAUCAGACUUGAGUGAUGAUACCCAACUCAAGCCAAUGCCCUGGGACUUGGCUAGUCUUCAGCCCCCU
Molecule: messenger RNA, 1263 nt
Organism: Trichoderma virens Gv29-8
Lineage: Eukaryota; Fungi; Ascomycota; Sordariomycetes; Hypocreales; Hypocreaceae
Exons: 6
Biological process (GO): protein phosphorylation; meiotic recombination checkpoint signaling
Cellular component (GO): nucleus; cytoplasm
Molecular function (GO): ATP binding; protein binding; protein serine/threonine kinase activity
Source: RefSeq, a predicted model, not a curated record